Messenger RNA from Xylaria bambusicola, 960 nucleotides. RefSeq lists its product as uncharacterized. Lineage: Eukaryota; Fungi; Ascomycota; Sordariomycetes; Xylariales; Xylariaceae. The transcript has a single exon. The coding region runs from base 373 to 924 and encodes 183 amino acids. The record is from RefSeq and is a predicted model, not a curated record.
ACGACACAUACGAACCUACCACCGUCGAUCCCUCGGGCCCAACACUCAGCACGCCCAGAGGCUCGAGGAACCACUUCCUUGGCCUCCUAGUAAUGUGGCAAGAGCCGAUGACCCCGAGGAUGGCAUCGAUGAGCAGAUUGAACAUAUUCUAGCGGAACGGAAGCAUGAUCGCAAAGUUAGCUCAUGGCAAGAGCUGUGGCGGGUUCUUUUUACAGAUGACGAAAUCAUACCAUCAUCAGGUACGGGGUUCUUGUUUGUCAGCUGUGAUGCUCGUCUUUGCUGAUCAACGCAGUGUUUAUCCCCCCGAAGAUUGUAGAGGUCCCCGAGGUAUAUAGUGCACUACAGAAUGUGCCCUUCGAUGAAAGAUCGGUCAUGAGCAUGAUCCCUGGGGAUGGGGAUCCCUAUUCUUCUAACGGACUAAGCAAUUAUGUCACUACGGCGCUGAUGACGGAACUGGAGCACGUAUCCGGAAACGACAUCCCAUUUCAACCAAGUUUUGGAAUGCCCAUAUCACCGGGCUUGGUAGGUGGCUCUUCAGGCUUAACAUAUGACUUCGAGACUGGAGGGAUGGGACAACGUGUGAGCUCCUUCAGCUGUCCUCCCUGCUCGAGGCAUUUUGGUAGCGCUAAAGAUCUAGCACGACACGUAGCCACCCACUCCACAGCCGGGAACGAACUCGUCUACUCCUGCCGAUGUGGUAAAUCCGCUGUGCGCAAAGAUAAUUUCUUGCGCCACAUUCGUGGUUGUAGUAGACCAAGUCGGCCCAAUGGGAAGUUUGAAUGUCGCUGUGGUUAUGGCGCGUUAUCCUCCGCUGACGACAUAGAACAACACGUCAAGGGCUGCGGGUAUGCACGCGCAGGGCGUCCGAAGAAAAGAAGGGACAAUCCCGCGAUAGGAUCUUCAACAGCAGCUAAUAAAGUAUGACAAUUUGCUAUGGAAAGGACACUAUAUACAGCAAUC